Molecule: messenger RNA, 1386 nt
Organism: Trichoderma virens Gv29-8
Lineage: Eukaryota; Fungi; Ascomycota; Sordariomycetes; Hypocreales; Hypocreaceae
Exons: 1
Coding region: 1-1386 (461 amino acids)
Source: RefSeq, a predicted model, not a curated record
AUGGCUCUUCAACUUGGAGUCAGUUCAGCUGCUCCAUCAAACGCUUUUGAUCCAUCUCUUUUUAACAAAGAAGAUGUUAUUCAAAAAGACAGCGUUGUUAUUGGCUGUGGUGCUGCUGGUGCAUAUGGCGCUAUUAAACUACAAGACUCUGGAAAGGAUGUGCUCGUUAUCGAGCAGCGCGGUCGUUGUGGAGGCCAUGUGGCAUCAUACAUCGACCCAGCUACCAGCGUCAACAUCAAUGCUGCGGUAGUUAUUCUUGUCGAUCUGCCUGAGACUCAAGCCUUUUUUAAGAGAGUGGGCGUAACACUCGGACCAGCUACAGAUCUUCUUGGAGACAAGUCGACGAAUAUUUUUGUGGACUUCCAAUCUGGAAAGUUGGUUAACUAUACGAUGCCAGACCCAUUGACUUUGUUUGGUCUUAUAACAAAGUACACGAAUAUUCUAACCACACAAUAUCCAUGGCUUAGUUCUGGGUGGAAUCUUCCUGACCCUGUUCCGAAAGAACUUGUUCAAAGUUUUGGAGAUUGGUUACUUGCGAACGAUCUUGAAGGACUGGCAUAUCCUAUAUCACUUCUCAGCCAGCGUGGAGAAAUCACAGCAAUGCCGGCAAUUUAUGGGUUGAUGCAAUUCAAUGUGGAUUGGGCUACUCAAGCUCUGGUUGGCUUUGUUGCUGCGGAGAACAUGCAAGAUAUUUACGAUAACGCUUUCAACAUCAUCAACAGCAUGCCCAACGGAAUUUUCUUGAAUACCACUAUUGUUUCUACCCAACGCCAAGAUGGUGGAACAUCUCUGAUUAUCAACACUCCUCGGGGACAAAAGCUCGUGCAAGCCAAAAAUACCCUCAUGACUGGCCUUCCGACAAUUAGCAACCUCAAGGGAUGGGACCUUGAUGAUAAUGAGAUCUUGAUUUUCAGCCAAUUUACGAACGGUGGCUAUGCUGGUGGCGUUGUGAAGAGUUCUACGCUGAAUGUUACGCCUAGCUGGGGUAAUGUCGCUCCUAAUGGACCAUUCUUUGUUCCCUCGUUCCCCGCUGUUAAUGUAUUUGGCGCGAAAGACCCUCAGGUUCAUAACGACCUCUUCAUGUGGUAUUUCAAUACUCCACAGCCAAUGGAAACCGAUGCAAUUGUUAGUGCAGUGAAUACAACGCUGAACAAAUUGGGUAGCGCUGGUGUGCUUGACACCAGAGAUAUCUCGUUCCCCUUCUCUUACAACCAUAAGAACUAUUUCUGCAACGUUCCAGCAGAUGCAAUUGCCUCGGGCUUCUAUAAGCAGCUUUACGCUCUACAGGGCAAGCGGUCUACUGUCUGGAGCGGAGCAACAUGGUUUGCUAAUAGCCAUUCUGGCAUCUACCAAUUUACUGAUAAAGUGGUCAAGACAUACAUGUAA